AGAGUGUGUCUAACCUUCAGAAUAAAAACGAUAGGCAAAUCCCUGUCGCAACGCUCUUGAGCUCAAAGUGAGCUGCCGAGCUCUGAGUGACGGGCCAAGGCGGCACCGCAUGCUUCCUAUUCCGGCCAAUGACAUUGUUAUAAUAAUAAAAAAUACAAGACGCCUUCAAUGCCUCAUCCAGAGACGGCCAGAAUCACCUGAAUGUGUCCAGCACCGAUUCAGCCGUGAAAAACUCACUCUCAUCGGCCUCAAGUUUGGACGUCUGAGCUCAUGCCAUCCCACCAAUGCCCGCUUAAACGCAUAUCGCCAAGUGGGGGAACCAAAAAGAGAUCCGGGCUUGUUACCCUGGAGCUAGGCCUAAGGGCUGGCUUCAUAUCCACAUUCUGCUUCAUCGCCUCAACAUUAAUCGGAUUGGCGAGAUGGCCGAGUUGGUUAUGGCGUCAGGUUAAGGCUACCUUAACAGCAAUUCCUGGUGGAGCAAUCCGCGUGGGUUCGAGUCCCACUCUCGUCAGAUUCAUUUUUUGUCGUUCAUUGACAAAUGGUGACUAUCACAUCGUUUUCUCUUUUUUUGGUAUGUGUAAAAUGUGUGGUAUGAGUGUGCUUUUAGACGAUAUAAACCUCCCAACAACAUCCUGUAAAGUUCAUAUGUACAGAUCCAAUCUCAAAUAUGACGGCCUACCUAUAAAUCAUAACCCAAGUGCUAUGCAAUCCGUACCUGACUCCGAACAAUGCAAUCAAACGCCAGUCAUAAACAGAUCAUGAGUCAUGCUCAUGGCCUUCAUCCAAUAGUCACUUAACCUGGACUCAGAUUAACCACCU
Trichoderma harzianum CBS 226.95 is the source of this 819-nucleotide messenger RNA. RefSeq lists its product as hypothetical. The record is from RefSeq and is a predicted model, not a curated record. The transcript has a single exon. Bases 271 to 762 code for a protein of 163 amino acids. Lineage: Eukaryota; Fungi; Ascomycota; Sordariomycetes; Hypocreales; Hypocreaceae.